AUCAUCAUUCAUCAACCUCAGCACAAAUGGCCACGUCUUCUAUUCUCUCACUCCUUGUCCUAAUCUCAUUUCUGGUCCUAAUCCAACCCUCUCACGGUGGUGGCAUAGCCAUCUACUGGGGCCAAAACGGGAACGAAGGUACCCUAAAACAAACCUGCGCCACCGGAAAAUACAAGUACGUGAACAUAGCCUUCCUCAACGUCUUCGGCAGCGGCCAAACACCACAAAUCAACCUAGCAGGCCACUGCAACCCAGUCUCAAAUGGUUGCGCCACCGUCGGCCCCGAAGUCACAUUCUGUCAGAGCCUAGGAGUCAAGGUGUUCCUCUCCCUCGGCGGCGGAAUCGGAAACUACUCUCUAUCUUCUGUUUCUGACGCAAAAGAUGUAGCCAAUUAUCUAUGGAACAGUUUCCUGGGGGGAAAAGGAAACGGCAGAGACAAGUCAGCUACUACACGUCCCUUCGGCGACGCCGUUUUGGAUGGGAUAGAUUUCGACAUAGAGCAAGGUGCAAAUCCAUAUUGGGAUGACCUUGCACGUUAUCUCAAGGCGUAUAGCAAACCAAGAAGAGCUGUGUACUUAGCUGCAGCUCCUCAGUGUCCAUUUCCCGAUGCGUUCGUCGGCGGUGCGAUUAGUACAGGGCUUUUCGACUAUGUUUGGGUUCAGUUCUACAACAAUCCUCCAUGCCAGUAUAGCUCAGGUAACACUGACAAUAUUCUAAACUCGUGGAAUAAAUGGACUACGUCUAUACAAGCAGGGAAGAUAUUCCUGGGGUUGCCGGCGGCUCCAGCGGCGGCUGGAAGUGGGUUCAUUCCGGCUACGGUGCUGAAUUCUAAGAUACUUCCGGUGAUAAAGAAGUCGUCGAAGUAUGGUGGAGUGAUGUUGUGGUCAAAGUAUUAUGAUGAUCAAAGUGGUUAUGGUUCCUCCAUUAUCAAAAAUGCCUUGGACAAAAUUAGAGUCGAGAGCCUUACAGAUAAGAACAAGCUUGAUGCUCAACCGGAGCUUUUCAUCAGGCUCGUCCCUGAUAAGACCAACAAUACCCUCUCCAUCAUUGAUAGCGGUAUCGGCAUGACCAAAGCUGGUCAUUGGGGGUUCGACCUAAUUCAAAUAUACUCAUGUAUAUGUAGAUUUGGUGAACAACUUGGGUACAAGGUCGGGGACCAAGGAGUUAAUGGAGGCAUUGGCAUCCGGAGCGUCUGAUGUGAGCAUGAUUGGAAAGUUUGGUGUUGGCUUUUACUCGGCAUAUCUUGUUGCGGAGAAGGUCAUUGUGACUACAAAGCACAAUGACGAUGAACAAUACAUUUGGGAAUCCCAUGCUGGUGGU
This is a messenger RNA of Rosa chinensis, 1320 nucleotides long. RefSeq names its product hevamine-A. The transcript has 3 exons. Bases 27 to 1196 code for a protein of 389 amino acids. Gene Ontology annotation, cellular component: extracellular region. NCBI's taxonomy places the organism in Eukaryota, Viridiplantae, Streptophyta, Magnoliopsida, Rosales, Rosaceae. The record is from RefSeq and is a predicted model, not a curated record. Gene Ontology annotation, molecular function: chitinase activity. Gene Ontology annotation, biological process: carbohydrate metabolic process.